Molecule: messenger RNA, 1314 nt
Organism: Didymodactylos carnosus
Lineage: Eukaryota; Metazoa; Rotifera; Eurotatoria; Philodinida; Philodinidae
Source: the annotation of a GenBank genome assembly
AUGAUAACACGUGAUGACAAAGAGGUAGAGGAAGGUCAAAUAUCCGGAAAAAAGAAUGAUACUAGCUCAAACAUGAACACAAAUAAUGAUAAUAAAAGUGGUACUAUUAGUGUUCUUGCAUUUCUGAAUGCUUCAAGACACAAGCCAAAAAAAUCAACGAAACAACCAUCAUCAUCUAAUGACUCACAGGCUACUGAUGAUGAUGAUGAUGAUGCUGAUGAUGAUAAUGGUGAUAAUAGGAAACACCCUGGUUUUAAAACUACUGGUGUAAAUUCUAAAAAGGUCAAGAAAACAAAGCCAAAGAAAAAAACGAAAAAACAACCACAAUCAUCUAAUGAAUCAGAGGCUAGUAACGAUAAUGAUACUGAUGAUGAUGAUGAUGAUAAUGUGGACGUGAAGGAGAAACGAAUAGGUACUUCAUCGAAAAUUAAAGAGGAGAAGCAAAAAAUUAAAAUAAAUCAGAAAAUGGAUGUUACUAAAUUCUCAACAUCAGAUUUGGUUCAAAAAUAUCAUGAAAGUUCAACAGAUCAUGAUAAAAAAAGUUUAAUUAUAAAAGAAUUACAUAAGCGAGCUCAAGGUAUAUCAAGUGGACCAUUAACAGAACAAGAUGAUUUAUCGGGAUAUACACGGUAUAUAAAAAUAUAUACUGAUUUAGAUCACCAUAGAUUGAAUUCAACAUUAAUGGAAACUAGAGCAAAAAUUUCUAAAAUCACAGAUCCUGAUAUCUUACAAAUAGUACGUGUACCACAAAAUUUAUUAGUAGAAGUCGCUGCAUUAUAUAAUGUACAACAAAAUCCAUCAAUGAAUGGCGGUGACAGUAAUAGCAAUAAUAGUCGAGGAUAUUGGCCUCGAGCAGGAGAAAUUCCAUAUCCUCAACCAGUAAAUAAUCCAAGCUUCAACGAACGCCCAGGUCCAGAUAAUUCUUAUGAUAUUAAUCGUUAUCGAGCACCAUCACCAUCAUCAUAUUUAGAUCAAUCAAAUUAUCAUGAGAAUAUGCAACAACAUUUACAACGAUUUCCACCACCGUCGCCAUUCCAACAAAUAAAUCUAAAUUAUCCAUACGAAAUGCAACAUCUACGAUAUACACCCGAACAACAAUCUGCACAUCGGCUAUCACCAUCUGAUCAACAACGAUCGCCAAAUAACUUAAAUCAACGACAAUCACCAAAUAACUUCAAUCAACAACAAUUUUAUGAACAGUAUAUACCUGAAAGACAAUCUGCAUUUCAACCACCACCAGUAUUAUCCCAUGGUCAACAAAAAUUAAUAAAUGAUUUGGAUCAACUGUAUUUACAACGACAAAAAUCAGGUUAA